Eucalyptus grandis is the source of this 1068-nucleotide messenger RNA. Its product is annotated as auxin-responsive protein SAUR76. Gene Ontology annotation, biological process: response to auxin. The coding region runs from base 89 to 490 and encodes 133 amino acids. Lineage: Eukaryota; Viridiplantae; Streptophyta; Magnoliopsida; Myrtales; Myrtaceae. The transcript has a single exon. The record is from RefSeq and is a predicted model, not a curated record.
UAUAUCAAGUCACCCUUUUGUCUCCCCUCUCUCAACCAACACAGAGAGAGAGAGAGAGAGAGAGAGAGAGAGAGAGAGAGAGCACAGCAUGAAGAAGAUCAAUCAGCUGAUACUGAGGAAGUGCAAGAGCUUGUCCCGGCAACUGGGGAGAUCGUUGUCCUACAGCAACCUCAGGUCCAAGUCGGCGAGAGAUGUGGAGCUGUGGUGCGGCAUGCAAGACGACGACGACGAGCCUCGCGAGACCAUAAUUGUCGGGAGCUCAAGGAAGCGUUACAUGAUCAGCUCCAAGCACUUGAGCCACCCCUUGUUGAACGCUCUCAUCCAGAAGUCCUCCUCGUCGUCGAAGCAGAAGCCAGGAGACGGGGAUGGUGUUAUUCAGGUGAAGUGCGAAGUGGUUCUCUUCGACCACCUCCUGUGGAUGCUCGACAAUGCCGACCCAAGCAUUGGUCCCGAGUCGCUGGAAGAACUGGCCGAGCUCUACGUUUUCUGACGAUGAUAAGGGCUCCGUUUUCCCUACGCUGCAAAUUUUAUCUAGAUCUCCAGCUAUUAAUGAUUCUUUUAUUUUUAAGAGAGAGAAAUAAUUUCAAAUCUUGAUUCGUUUCAUAUUAGGUCAAGACUGCCGAAUGCACCUGAUCAAAAGUUUAUAAGAUUGAAUCGUCGAGUGCUUGCGGCAUUUCUUUGUGGAUCUACAGCAAUAAACGUAAUUACCAUAUGAAAGAAGUAAUCCCAUGGAUCUGGUGGGUCACAAGUUGGACUCGAGUUAUGGCGGCAAAGGGAAGGGUGGGAUCUACAUGUGUAUAGCAUAAGGUGCUGAAUUCAUGCUGUCUCACAAUAUUACUAUGUGAUUUAUACGGGCGCAGGCAUGUACGUGGUUCUGCUAUUUAGAUCCCUAUGUUCUUGAAUAAAUUUGGAUCAGAUAUUCGGACAAUUCAUUGUUUUUUUCUUUUUCUAGACAUAUAUGAUCUUUUAUUCAUUGGUCGAUGAACAAAAAAAAAGAAACAGCGUGUUCACAGGGCUUCUAGAAUGUUUUUCAGGCCUCCAGAUAGUUCAGUCUCUGCACUUGUAUAA